This is a messenger RNA of Solanum verrucosum, 2608 nucleotides long. RefSeq names its product receptor-like protein kinase FERONIA. The coding region runs from base 35 to 2608 and encodes 857 amino acids. Gene Ontology annotation, molecular function: ATP binding; protein kinase activity. Gene Ontology annotation, biological process: protein phosphorylation. Lineage: Eukaryota; Viridiplantae; Streptophyta; Magnoliopsida; Solanales; Solanaceae. The record is from RefSeq and is a predicted model, not a curated record. The transcript has 3 exons.
ACACCAAAUAGCAGAGAAAUUUCAGAACAACGCCAUGUUAUUCAUUGCUCUCCUAUUACAUCUAAUGACAGUCACUAUGACUCUCACGCCACAGUACGAUUACAAUGCCACAGACAAUCUUUUGCUGAAUUGUGGCAGAGUAUUGGAAGGCACAAAAUUAGCAGCCCCCAUUGAAGAUAUCGAUGGCCGUCAAUGGUAUACAGAUGCCCACUACCCAAAUUUCCUACCUGUCAACUUUUCAAGAAUAUCCACAACAGCCACAGCUUUUGAACAAGACUCUUCGAUCAAUAGAGUUCCUUAUAUGACUGGCACCCGUAUUAUGCUAUCUCAAUUCACCUACACUUUCCGUGUUUCCCCUGGAGCCAAAUUCCUCCGUCUCUAUUUUUACCCCGCCGAUUACUCUGGCUUCGAUAAAUCAGAAUCUUUUUUUUCAGUCACUGCUAAUCAUUUUACCCUCUUGAGUAACUUCAGCGCUUUCUAUACAGUCGCUGCAAGUACCAAUUCUAGUAAAGCUGUUCGAAAAGAAUUUGUCAUUAAUGUUAAUGAAUUUCAGAUACUCAAUAUAACCUUUUCUCCCUCGCCUAACUCUUAUGCUUUUGUUAAUGGGAUUGAGAUAGUUUCCAUGCCCACCAAUCUUUACAUCGGUGGAGAUAAUCGCAUCAAAUUGGUGGGCCAGAAUGAUCCUUAUUCCAUCUAUAACGACACUGCUCUUGAAACUUUGUACAGGCUGAACGUGGGAGGACAUUCAAUUGCUAGCACGGAGGAUACAGGGAUGUAUCGUGUAUGGGAUUCAGAUGAGGAAUUUGUUGUUGUAUAUGGCUUUCAAACUUCUGAAUUUGAUGUCAACAUCACUUACACUACUGAAACCCCGCCUUAUGCUGCGCCCAGGAUAGUUUACGUAACCUCUAGGACCAUGGCCAAUAACAGCCAGAGCCUGGAUUGGAUAUUCCCUCUAGAUUCUGGUUUCUAUUAUCUUUUCAGGCUCCAUUUUUGUCAGAAUCAGCCGGAAGUUAAUGAAACAAACCACAGGGUUUUCGACAUAUACAUCGGAAAUCAAACGGCAGAAAAACAAGUUGAUGUAGUUGGACUGAGUGGCGGCUGGGGAAUCCCAACGUACAGAGACUACGUGGUGUAUGUGAGAGACCCAGAUGUCCGACUAAGCAAGGAAAAAGUGUGGCUUGAAUUGCGACCUAACAUGAAAACUAGAGCUGUGUAUGAUAUUGCUAUGUUAAAUGGCUUGGAAAUUUUCAAAUUGAGCGAUCCAAAUGGAAAUCUGGCCGUUCCAUAUCCUGAAUUGGGCUUAGAAGGUUCGAUCAAAUCAGCACCACUCCCAAACAACAAUAAGAAGAAAAGAAUAUCAUGGCAUAUCAUUGUUGCUAUCAUCGCAGGUGUGACUAGCGGUAUUGUUGUUUUCUCAAUCCUGGGUUUCUUAAUUUCCCGACGACGACAAAAUGGGGGAAAAGAUUCUGGUACAAGUGUUCUCAAGUCAUCAUCACUACCAUCCGAUCUGUGCCGACACUUUUUAAUUGCAGAGAUAAAAAAUGCAACAGACAAUUUUGAUCAAAAAUUUGUGAUUGGAUAUGGAGGAUUUGGUAAUGUUUAUAAAGGGUACCUUGACAAUGGUACAACCACAGUUGCAGUCAAGAGAUCGAAUCCUUCAUCAAAGCAAGGGAUUCGCGAGUUCCAAACAGAGAUUGAGAUGUUAUCAUCAAAACUAAGGCAUCGACAUCUAGUGUCCUUAAUUGGUUAUUGUGAUGAUAAGAAUGAGAUGAUCUUGGUUUAUGAUUACAUGGCUAAUGGAACCCUCCGUGAUCACUUGUACAACACUGACAAUGCUCCUCUUCCAUGGAAGAAACGCCUUGACAUUUGCAUUGGUGCAGCUAAAGGAUUAUAUUACCUCCAUUCAGGUACCAAACAUAUGAUCAUUCACCGUGAUGUCAAGUCAACUAACAUCCUAUUGGACGAUAAAUGGAUUGCCAAGGUGUCUGAUUUUGGGUUGUCCAAAGUAGGUUCAGUAGGUGGGACAGAUACUACCCAUGUUAGCACUGCAGUGAAAGGAAGUUUUGGGUACGUAGAUCCUGAAUACUACAAGCGCCAACGAUUGACAGUAAAAUCAGAUGUUUAUUCUUUUGGGGUGGUUCUGUUUGAAGUGUUAUGUGGUAGGCCAGCAUUAAAUCCAAACUUGCCCAGUGGGCAAGUGAAUUUGGCUGAAUGGGCUUGUAGGAGUUGUGAAAAAAGAAAUGUUGAACAAAUAAUUGAUCCAAACUUGAAAGGACAAAUAGCCCCAGAAUGCUUAAGCAAGUUUGCAGAAUUGGCAUAUCAUUGUUUGAGGGAACAAGGGGUCGAAAGGCCAUCAAUGGGUGAUGUUGUAAGAAGUUUAGAAUUUGCAUUACAGCUCCAAGAGGGUGCAGAUAAUGAGGUGGAUGGAUACGUAUACCCUUCUUUUCCAUUGAUUAUUAAUGGUGAUGCUAAUGUAAGGACGAAUGAAGAUGAGAUAAGUGAAGUUGAAAGAAAAUUGACAAGCAAUGGCAUAUCCAUGUCGGUCAGUAGGAGUGCCAAAGUGAACAACGUUGCCAUUUUCUCUGAGAUUGUAAAUCCAUUGGGUUGA